CGUUUUCGAGACACAAUCCAAUAAAAGGGAGUAUAUAAAAUUAAUCAGUCAUGUAGAAAAUUGAUUCAUCAAUUGGAUAUAAUUAUUGGUUUAGCUCUGAGGGUCCUAGCUAGCUAGUAAUAGCUAAUCGAAUAUCAAUAUCGAGCAAUUAGAUUAAUGCUCAUGGACACAGAAUGAUUAAUCCAUUGUCAGCCACUGGAAUCAAAAUGAUUACCGACGUGCAAUUGGCAAUCUUCUCCAACGUUCUGGGAGUGUUUUUGUUUCUCCUGGUGGUGGCUUAUCACUACAUCAACGCCAACACGGGUCUAGCCCAAAGGCGAAAUGAUCGACCAUGUUCACGGAAAUUACCUAUACUUUUAUCUUAUAAUGCUGCUUCAUUCGCAAAGUAAAUAGUUAUGUAAAUCUAA
Messenger RNA from Drosophila miranda, 407 nucleotides. RefSeq names its product dolichyl-diphosphooligosaccharide--protein glycosyltransferase subunit 4. Lineage: Eukaryota; Metazoa; Arthropoda; Insecta; Diptera; Drosophilidae. Gene Ontology annotation, cellular component: oligosaccharyltransferase complex. The record is from RefSeq and is a predicted model, not a curated record. The transcript is spliced from 3 exons. The coding region runs from base 174 to 389 and encodes 71 amino acids.